Molecule: messenger RNA, 2498 nt
Organism: Monodelphis domestica (gray short-tailed opossum)
Lineage: Eukaryota; Metazoa; Chordata; Mammalia; Didelphimorphia; Didelphidae
Gene: PKDCC
Product: protein kinase domain containing, cytoplasmic
Biological process (GO): peptidyl-tyrosine phosphorylation; skeletal system development
Cellular component (GO): extracellular region
Molecular function (GO): non-membrane spanning protein tyrosine kinase activity; ATP binding
Source: RefSeq, a predicted model, not a curated record
CAAGAGGCAGGCAAGUGUCAGGCUGAUGUGCCGACUGAGAGGGGCCGGGAGCUGGACCGGGACCGGCGGGGCCAUGCGCGCGGGCUGGGCUGGGGUCCGGCAGGGCGCCGAACAGAGCCUCCUCGGAGCCUGAGCGAGCUGCAAUCGGGGCCGGGGGGAGAACAGGACUGAGCAGAGCAGAACAGAGCCGGGAGGAGAGGGGGGCGGGAGCGGUGAUGCGGCGCCGGCGGGCCGCCGUGGCCGCGGGCUUCUGCGCCUCCUUCCUGCUUGGCUCUGUCCUCAAUGUGCUCUUCGUGCCGGGAUCGGAGCCACCUCGGCCAGGCCAGCCCCCCGGCCCCUCCCCAGCCCCGGCCCCGGGCCGUCGCGGGGGCCGAAGUGAGCUGGCGCGCCAGAUCCGGGCGCGCUACGAGGAGGUGCAGCGCUACACUCGGGGGGGACCCGGGCCCGGCGCGGGCCGGCCGGAACGGCGGCGCCUCAUGGACCUGGCCCGAGGCGGCCCAGGCCUGCAGCGUCCUCGGUCCCCUCGAGUUCCCCGGACCCGAACCCCGCCCGACGGCACCCUGGGCUGGCCCCCAGCCCCUGACCCCCCGCGCUUGGGCUGCGCCGCGCUCCGCAACGUGUCCGGGGCGCAGUACGUGGGCUCCGGCUACACCAAGGCAGUGUAUCGGGUCCGCCUGCCUGGCGGCGUCGCCGUGGCGCUCAAGGCCGUGGACUUCAGCGGCCACGACCUGGGCAGCUGUGUCCGAGAAUUCGGGGCUCGGCGGGGCUGUUACCGGCUGGCAGCGCAUAAACUGCUUAAGGAGAUGGUGCUGCUGGAGAGGCUGAGGCACCCCAAUGUGCUACAGCUCUAUGGCUAUUGUUACCAGGACAGCGAGGACAUCCCAGACACACUGACCACCAUCACAGAGCUCGGUUCCCCUGUAGAGAUGAUCCAGUUACUGCAGACCUCCUGGGAGGACCGAUUCCGAAUCUGCCUGAGCCUUGGCCGUCUGCUCCACCACCUUGCCCAUUCACCACUGGGCUCAGUGACGCUGCUGGAUUUCCGGCCUAGACAAUUUGUUCUUGUGGAUGGGGAGUUGAAGGUGACUGACCUGGAUGAUGCCCGGGUGGAUGAGACACCUUGUGAAAGUUCUGGGGAUUGUGUUCUUGAGUUUCCAGCCAGGAACUUCACCCUGCCCUGCUCAGCCCAGGGCUGGUGCCAGAGUAUGAAUGAGAAGCGGAACCUAUACAAUGCCUACAGGUUUUUCUUCACAUAUCUCCUACCCCACAGUGCCCCCCCUUCCCUUCGGCCACUGCUGGACAGCAUCGUCAAUGCUACAGGAGAGCUCACCUGGGGAGUGGAUGAAACACUGGCCCAACUGGAGAAGGUUUUGCAUCUCUACCGGAGUGGGCGGUACCUGCAGAAUUCAACUACAUCCCCUCGAGCCGAGUACCGACGGGUCCCAGACACGACUAUCCCACAAGAGAAUUACCAUUGUUGGCCUUCUUACCACCAUGGAGGUUGUCUCCUCUCUGUAUUCAGCCUGGCUGAGGCUAUGGACGUCUGUGAGAGUCAUUCCCAGUGCCGGGCCUUUGUGGUCACCAACCAGACUACCUGGACAGGUCGACAGCUUGUCUUCUUCAAGACUGGUUGGAGCCAAAUAGUCUCUGAUCCUAACAAGAUCACCUAUGUGAGGGCGUCUGCCUGAGCAGCCUGAGGGCUUACCUGACCUUGGCCAUCAGCCCCAGAGCCCAUGGUGGGCGGGGAGGACAUCAUGGAGCAGACAGACAUGACCAGGACACACGUGCAAUAAAUCAAAAUGUAAAAAUGUGAGUUUAACAGACUGAUGAUGGUGAUGGCGGCAGUCCCUGCCAAGAACCCUGUGCACAGACUAAUGGGGGUGGGGAGAGAAACCUAGGCAAUGCUGGAAUGAGCCGCUGGGGCUGAAAUCAGGGGGGACAGGCCAGCCUGCUGGGACCCUGGGAGAGAGCCUCCUUAGCGGUUCGCCUUGUCCUUUGCUAAGACAAUCCUGUGGGUGGCUCUGUUCCCCCAGUUGUUGCCAUAGCGUCACAAUCACUGCCUUGAUAACCCAAGAAUGUAGGUGGAGGCCAUGCUGCUUCCCCCCUUCUGAAUGGGGGCCUCUGUGUGGACAAUCAGCCACCUCACUUGCUCUCUGUGAAUCGAGAUUUGGCCUUGAGAGCUGGGCCAUAAGUAGAUAUGUAUCUGAGCUAUUUCCUAAGGGGAUGCUGUGGUUGCCCUCUAUGACCUCAAGAGGUUAGGGAUGGGGGAAAUGUACCAGUAUGAGCCGAAAUGUGGGGGGAUUGGGGAUGGGGUUGUAGCAUGAGCCACGAGCCAGGACAUGGGACUAGAGCUUGCCUCAUUUUGCUUUCAAUGAAAGCAGCAAAGCAGCAAUGCCCAGACUCUCCCUGUCUUGGAGUUUGUACAUCCAGAAGCUUUUGUACUUCUUGUUAAUUAAAUUGUUUAUUUUUGUAAGAAAAAUAAAAAUAAAACGAAUCCA